Messenger RNA from Cajanus cajan (pigeon pea), 773 nucleotides. Its product is annotated as histone H2AX. NCBI's taxonomy places the organism in Eukaryota, Viridiplantae, Streptophyta, Magnoliopsida, Fabales, Fabaceae. Gene Ontology annotation, molecular function: protein heterodimerization activity; structural constituent of chromatin; DNA binding. Gene Ontology annotation, cellular component: nucleosome. The record is from RefSeq and is a predicted model, not a curated record.
CCCGUAACUCUCUCAUCAGCGCCUGCUUCCUCACUUCUCACACACUUUCCGUGCUCCAACAUCGAAUCGCAAAUUCUAGGGUUAGGGUUUUCAAUUUCUUCCUCCAUCAGAAAAUGAGUUCCACUGGCGGUUCAACCAAGGGCGGAAGGGGCAAGCCCAAAGCCUCUAAAUCCGUUUCAAGAUCGCAAAAAGCUGGCCUCCAAUUCCCCGUCGGAAGAAUUGCUAGGUUUCUCAAGGCUGGUAAAUAUGCUGAACGCGUUGGUGCUGGUGCUCCUGUUUAUCUCUCCGCGGUUCUCGAGUAUCUCGCUGCUGAGGUGUUGGAACUGGCUGGGAAUGCUGCUAGGGACAACAAAAAGAAUCGUAUUGUUCCCAGGCACAUUCAGCUUGCGGUGAGGAAUGAUGAGGAGUUGAGCAAGCUUCUUGGAUCUGUCACCAUUGCCAAUGGAGGGGUUUUGCCCAAUAUUCACCAGACUUUGCUUCCCAAGAAAGCUGGCAAGGGCAAGGGUGAAAUUGGAUCUGCUUCUCAAGAGUUUUAGGGUUUUUGAUGGAUGGGUUUAGACUAUAGUUUUGAUUUUAUCGUGGCUGUAAUAUACGUGGUUUUGGUAUUUUCUAUAUAUCUUCUCUGAGAGAUUAAGUAUUUCUCAGUCAGGUGAACUGAAUGGUGUAUAUCACUUUUGGGUGGGAUAUCAAUGCGAAGUCAUGUUUUGAUGAAUUAUAAAUGGAUGCCAUUAAAAAAGCGGUGUUAUGAUAAUAUUUUUUCUCCAUGGUUGAUA